GGAUUAUUUGUUUUUAUUUUGAGUCGCGUACACAAACUGAAUUAAUUCACUAAAAUGCUAUCUAUACGGAAUAUAGCACGUUUAAUGAGAGUAUCAAGAUGCAUUUUAAGUGAGAAUGUUCAAAGACAAGCAGUAAUUCAAGGAAUAGCACGAAAUGGACCACAAAUCGCGUCUGUACAAUUGGUUAGAAAUUAUGCAAAAGGAAAAGACAAAAAGAAGGAUAGUAAAAAUGCAACAAAAGUCGUUGUGAAUGAGUUACAGCUAGCAAGUGUUAUUAAUCUUGAUAAUUUAAAGACACAAUUGGAAAAAUGUUUGGCUACAAUGAAGGAUGAAUUUGCUAAGAAUCUGUCACUUAGAUCCACAACUGGAGCAAUCGAAACAUUAAGAGUUAGUGCUGAUGGAAAGGAAUAUGAAUUGCAGGAACUUGGACAGAUUAUAAGAAAGAAUCCAAAGACAAUUGUUAUAAACUUAAUUGGAUUUCCACAACUCAUACCGAAUGUUCUUCAAGCAUUAUCAAAAAGUGGCAUGAAUCUUAAUCCUCAACAAGAUGGAACGACAGUCUUUAUACCGGUUCCAAAAGUUACGAAAGAACAUCGUGAGAUGCUGGCUAAAAAUGCAAAGGCCCUCUUUAUUAAAUGUCGUGAUUCCAUCAAAGAUAAUCAAAAUGAAUACAUAAAGAAGGUCAAGAGGAAGUCUGACAUUUCUGCUGAUUUAAAUCACUCCGUUCAAGGACAAAUUAUUGCUAUUGGCGAUAUGCAUGUCUCAGAAGCUGAGAAACUUCUUCAGAUCAAGCAGCAUGAGUUAUUGUCAGGAAAGGAAUAGAAAUUUUGUAAAACUUAUUGGAAGAAACAAUAAAGAGGAAUAU
Molecule: messenger RNA, 865 nt
Organism: Chironomus riparius
Lineage: Eukaryota; Metazoa; Arthropoda; Insecta; Diptera; Chironomidae
Source: the annotation of a GenBank genome assembly